This is a messenger RNA of Colletotrichum truncatum, 1914 nucleotides long. Its product is annotated as Zn(II)2Cys6 transcription factor. Gene Ontology annotation, molecular function: transcription cis-regulatory region binding; DNA-binding transcription factor activity, RNA polymerase II-specific; zinc ion binding. The record is from RefSeq and is a predicted model, not a curated record. Gene Ontology annotation, cellular component: nucleus. NCBI's taxonomy places the organism in Eukaryota, Fungi, Ascomycota, Sordariomycetes, Glomerellales, Glomerellaceae. Gene Ontology annotation, biological process: positive regulation of transcription by RNA polymerase II.
AUGGUAGUUGACGAAGAAGAAACCCAACGCUAUUUCACAAGAGGUCGACUUACUCGUGGUCGAGGCUUAAGGAAGACAACUGGAUGUGCCACGUGUCGUCGCCGUCACGUUAAAUGUGAUGAGAAGAAGCCUGUCUGCAGCGGUUGUGAGAGGACGAAACACCAUUGUACUUAUGAUCCGCCACGUCCGCCCAACAGACAACAGGCCCGUGUUUUGAACCAGCGUCAUAAACAGAGUGAAAACAGCAAUGCACUAAGACAGCCCAGAUCAACGCCGGAUGCUCAAUCAGAUAGUCCCAGUGAGCCGACAAAUCUCCCACUAGCCGCCAAGCCAACUGAUGAGCAACCACAACCGAGCACGAGCGAACUUCUUUCGAAUAUCAUUAUUGAUGGUGGCGUGGUCACUGGCAAUUCACCGACUCUUGCAAACAAUGAAGUUUUGAAUUUCCAACAAGAAUCCCCCGUACAGGUUUCGACAGAAGCAACAAGCACAAGCAUCACCCCACAUGCUUCAACGACCACAAGCAGUUCUUUUGGAGCCAAUUUGGAGAAUGCCACGGCAAUAUGGGUUGACCUGUUGUUACAAGAUGCUGCCAUUCAGGAGCUUGAUUUGGCCAACUUCGACGUCGAUACAGAGAGUUUCAAUGUUCUUGGAAGCUCGGUCGUGAAGUCACCAGUAGUUAGAAGACCUUUGCCGAGGCUUGCUGAAAACGGCUCACCUCCAACUCCGUGCACAUCCAACUCUUACUUGCUUGAAAGGGAUUCGAACCUAAAUGAUUUUCACCAAUUUGAAAAGCAAAAUUGGUAUUCGAAAAACGCUUUGCAAAUCUCGCGGCACGAACAUAACGUUUUUCAAAAUUUUGUAAAGCACAUCAGUCUAUGGAUGGACUUUUUCGAUCCAAAAAGACCAUUUGGGACUCAUGUUCCUCAGCUCGCUAUGCAUAAUAUUGGCCUUAUGAACGCAAUUCUCGCACUCUCAGCGCGUCAUCUAUCCUUGAAUACUUACUCUGGUGACAAAAGUACUCAAGAUCCAAACGACGCAUUAAGAUACUACUACAAGACUCUUCAUUAUAUUCAAGAGGCGAUGCAAUACGACUCAUACAAGACGAGUCUCGAACUACUGGCUACCUCUUCUAUCGUGUCCGCCUACGAAAUGCUAGACGGAUCCAGACAAGACUGGGAGAGACACUUGAAGGGCGUCUUUUGGAUACAACGCUCUCAAGUAAUCCACGGCGACUCAAUGGGAUUGAAGCAGGCAGUCUGGUGGGCGUGGCUUUGCCAGGAUGUCUGGGCCGCUUUUCGUGAGAAGCGGCGUCCGUUCACGUUCUGGAAACCACUGAAGACAUUCGAUGAACUGGAUCCCUACGAGCUUGCCGCUCGGUCCGUCUAUAUAUUCGCCCAGGUUGUAGGGUUUUGCUCACAUGAGGAUAUUGAAGCAGGGAAGCGCGACCCCCUUGCUAGGAUCGCUGCAGCAGAUGCGCUCAAAGAUAGAUUGGAAGACUGGAGGCAACAUCUAACAGCAGAAUUUCAGCCCCUUCCAUACGCCACUUGCGCUGAUAAUGUCUUUGAACCCAUUUGGAUACACCCACCCGUGUUCGCGGUAGCGUUUCAAAUCUACUAUUGUGCGCAUAUAUUACUGCUCCUAAAUUCCCCGCUGCUAGGGGGCUUAGAGCAAUAUACCCGGCAACGAACGCGAUUGAUGGAAUGUGUGAAGAAGGUGUGUGGGAUAGGUAUGACACUGUCGGACUACCAGUCAAGUAUCAUGUGCUCUCAAUGUUUAUUCAUUGCCGGCAUACCCAUCGAAAGCAGCAAGGAACGCACCUGUGUUCUUGAAUUGCUAGAAAACUGCCGCCAGCGGUCGGGCUGGCCGGUUAACCCUCUGAGCGAAGAACUUAGAGCACAUUGGAAAGCCUAA